This is a messenger RNA of Rhinichthys klamathensis goyatoka, 3788 nucleotides long. RefSeq names its product Rho GTPase activating protein 20b (gene arhgap20b). Gene Ontology annotation, molecular function: GTPase activator activity. Gene Ontology annotation, biological process: signal transduction; regulation of Rho protein signal transduction. The record is from RefSeq and is a predicted model, not a curated record. Bases 155 to 3622 code for a protein of 1155 amino acids. The transcript is spliced from 15 exons. NCBI's taxonomy places the organism in Eukaryota, Metazoa, Chordata, Actinopteri, Cypriniformes, Leuciscidae.
UAUGAGGAAAAAAUAAAUAAAUAUAUAAUCUCGAAGACAGCUCAAGCUCCUUUCCUUUGUGGGAAUUGAUGCAUGUUUUUUUCUUUCUUUUCUUUCUUUUUUUGUGAAUGAGGAGAUUUAGAGCAGCCUUGCCAAGGACGAUUGAGGGAGAUGGAUGAAAAUGAGUCCACAUCAGAAGGUCUCAAACUGCACUAACCUUCAAUCUACCAGAAGUGGACCGGUGACCAGGCCUGUGGAGGAAAAGAUGAUGAAGUCCACAAUUCCAAGAAGAAAAACCGCUGUUAUUAAAUCUUUCAGCAAAACCAGACAAAGCGAUGAGUAUGGGGCAUGUAAUGCAUCCCAAAAUGCAGUGCUGUUGAUGGAAGCACAUGCUCACCUUACCAACGGCUUGCAGUCAAGAGAAAGACUUCUGCUGCUUUUCACAGAUUCACUUAUCAUCGCCAAGACUAAGUCUCUGUAUCUAAAGCUGAAGGAUCGUGUUAGCCUCUCAGAUAUAUGGCUGGCAUCCUGUGUUCAUUGCAUCACAGACAGGAAGCUCACCUCCAAGAACUCGUUUGUGAUUGGCUGGCCGACCAUCAAUUAUGUCAUCAGUUUCAGCUCGUCAGAAACAAAGGAGAUAUGGUUACAAGCUCUUCAGUGGCACACCUGCAGGGCCAGGCAAAGAGUCUUGCCAAAUGCCAUUCUUCUCUACGUUCUGCUGAUCUGCCAUCCCGAUGACAACAGCUCACCGACCGUUGCUGUGGCAGUGGAUGUGAGCACGACCGCAGAAAAUGUGGUUCAGUACAUCAUGCAGCAGUGCAAACUACUGGGUGAAGUCUUGGACUACCAGCUGUGUGUGAACUAUGAAAAAGAACAGGAAACAUACCCCCUUAUUGGCCAUGAGCUACCAUUCUUUAUCCUGCAUCAUUCCCUGAGAAGUCAGCAAGACCAUCUGCUCAUGCCCAGUGAGCCCGUGCAGGAAACAUUUAGUUCUGCCCAGCAGACAGUCUCUUCCAAGACCCCUCACUUCACCCUAAAAACCAGAACACAAACUCCUAGGGGUGCUUUGCUGAAACACAAAAGAAAGAGGUCUCUGAUUGAUUGGGCUCUGAGGAGGGGACACUUUCAUCAAUCUGAUGGCCAGUCUGAUCCACAAACUGCCUCUCACAAGCUAUUUGGUCAGUCUCUUUCUUCCAUUUGUCCUGAUGGAAACCUGCCCAAACCAAUAAUGGACCUACUAUAUCUGCUAUUCUGUGAGGGUCCAGAGACCCGUGGAAUCUUCCGUCGUUCAGCAAAUGCCAAAAACUGUAGGAUCCUAAAGGAGCGAAUGAAUUCUGGGCAAAGUAUUUCACUGCAUGAACAAUCAGUUUACGUCUCUGCAUCUCUAAUUAUGGAGUUCUUACGGAAACUGCCUGGUGGUGUUUUGUGCUGUGACUUAUAUGAUGACUGGAUGGAAGUGCUGGAGAGUGAGGAUAGACAUAACAAAGUCAGAAGUUUGCUUGCACAGUUGCCGGAGGAGAAUGUUACCUUGCUGUGCCACUUAUUUGGAGUGCUACACAGGAUACACACUCACUCAGAGGUGAAUCAGAUGACAGCAACAAACUUGGCCCUUUGCAUUGCACCCAACAUGCUCUGGCGGUCUUCCCAAAUCAGCCCUGAGAAAGAGGGACAGAGUGUGUUGCAGGUCGCCAUGCUAAUACAGUACCUGAUAGAAAACUCGCCUGCCAUAUUUGGAGAUGAUCUGGACAGUCUGUUCACCAGGCAGAUGAAUUCAGAGCAGGAAACACAUGACUACACAGAUGCUUCAUUUCAUCUUCAGCACUCCUCUUCAGAGGACACAGAUCAAGACCUCACCGUUUCUUCCCAAUUGCCUGAAGUUCAUCCACUUUACCUCCCUUUGGCUGCUCUUUCCCUGAAAGAGAAGAGGAGCCCCCAGCCCUUUCAAACUGAUAUGCCUUCAACAGAAGGCGCCUACAGCUGUGGAACACUGGAUUCCAUUUCAUCUCGUUCCAGUGCUUCUGUGAGUAUGCUGGGAGUUGGGGAUCUCAGCCAAUCACGCGAUCGAUGCCUCUCUGAGCCUUCCAUGUAUUUUUCCACACCCCAAACGCCGGCACCGACUCAUACCCCUGUUAUCCGCCAAUCCAGCUAUGAUGCCGCUGUAAAAGACAGCAGAAAUGAGCAGUCACAAGGCCCCAUGGGGCUGAGCCCAGAACAACAACCACCCAAUUCUGGAAUGGGUACCAGGCGACGACGUUACACUUUUUGGAAGUCGCCACAAAUCCCCACGCGCUUCCGUCAUCCUGCACAGAGAUUAGCCAGCAUGUCGAGUCUGUCAUCUACAACCACUUCUUCUCUCAGCUCAUUGGAUAGUACGUUGUCCCUUAGCUCUGCCGAUCCAAUCCCCAGCCCUCAAGAUACACAGUCCCGGCCUUUUCUUUUCGGAGCUGCUGCGAGACUGCAGCCUCUCACACCUGAAAUAUGCAGAAAGCGGUGGACAAGUACUUUUACUUACGAAGAGGAAGAGGACAUUUGGAGAGAGAGAGAUCAAGAGACUGAAAAUGAGAAAGAGAGUGAAUUGGAAGCAUCUUUUCAUGACUGUUUUGGAGAGAAAGUAGUGAAGGAUGGAGAAAGGCCUGAGGGUGAGGAUGCCAUGAGCUGUGAGUCCUUUGGUGAGGUUAAAGGUGCAACAAGACAAUCUGUGUCUAUGUGCAGCGUGGAGUUUAGUGUGAAUCCAUUACAACCCGCCACAUACCAGAUAGAGCCCAAUCUUGAUAUAAACUCGCAAGCGAUUUCACUGAAUCCCUGCAGUGUAUGGACCGCCCCACUGACAAAUCAGGUUGGCAAUGAUAUACAGGAAUCCCAGGUGACUCAAACACUAACACACACACCCACAACGACACAAAAGCAAUCCAGUACCAAUGGAGAAAACUCUGUAAGUCAGCAACAGCUGGAGCGUAAAAAAAAUGCUUGCUCAAACAUCCAUGCCUCAGGUAGGCAGAAAGUGAGCAGAAUGAAAAUUACAGUCUUUCCUUUUGCUGGAAGAGUGAUGCUAAAACAUUCUAAAGUCACAGAUCAAACCGCAAACAUGCCAAUGAAAACAGAGCAAAAAGCUGAGCCAGGAUUCAGUGUAGAAAAGGAGGGAAAAGUGCGAGAAUCUGUUCAGGUACAUAUCCCACAGACACUGUUUUACGGUCAUAAUGUUCCGCUAGUGUUACUUUCUACACCACCACAGCAAAUGUCAGUCCAGGUGAGGACACAUUGUACUCCCCCUGAUGAUGUUGGUGUGACAGAUGCAGGUUUGUGUGAUGAAGCUAAUGUUAGCAUUGUUGCAACUGAUAUUAGCAACGGAGUAAGCAGUUACCCAGCAGAAAAUACCAUUCAGAACAUCAAAUGUAUUAGUCAUAGCAUGAGCACUGUUGAUGAUCUGCACAGCCCUGGCUGUAUUACUGAACCUGCUAGCCCCAUUGUUAGCAUUAGGAGUGGUUAUAAUGUAAAUCGAAGUAUAAAGCUUAUUCACAGCAAUGCUAAUCAGAGUGUGGACUAUCCGAAACCUUCUAGCAAAUCCUCAGGAACCUUUCGCCACACAAUCUGUAUCAAGCUCCCUGGCAGCAGAGGGAUGGCACAGAACAAGCCAUUACCAUAAUUGAAUCCUUCUGGUUAUGUAAUAUUACGUGGAGUGUAUGCAGCAUUUGUUCUCAGUGUUUUUUCGUAAGAACGAGGUUAGGUAUAGAUUCUGCAGGUUUUAUGCGGUGCAGCAGGAGUACGAGUUUUGUGUGUAUUUAUGUGUUUGGAGUAGAGGCUAAAGGGAU